AUGAGAGACAGUAAAAAUGAAAGCAUGUGGUUUACUGUUCAUAUCUGGUCUUUGGAAGGCAAGCCCAUCGUGACAAUGGCUGGGCAUGCAGAAGUAGUGAAAGAUGCGGUAUGGGUGAAGCAAGAUAGUUUAUCUUGCCUGAUACUUAGUGCUUCUAUGGACCAAACUGUCCUGCUAUGGGAAUGGAAUGUGGAGAAGAACAAAGUGAAAGUCCUUCACUGCUGCAGGGGACAUGCUGGAAGUGUAGAUUCCAUAGCUGUUGAUUGCACAAGAACUAAAUUCUGCAGUGGAUCCUGGGAUAAGAUGUUAAAGAUCUGGUCUGCAGUACCUACAGAUGAAGAGGAUGAAUUGGAAGAGGCAGAUAAUAGACCACGGAAGAAGCAGAAGACUGAACAAUUUGGAUUAACAAGGACACCCCUGGCAACCCUCUCUGGCCAUACAGAAGCUGUCUCCUCUGUGCUGUGGUCAGAUGCUGAAGAAAUUUGCAGUGCAUCAUGGGACCACACCAUUAAACUCUGGGACGCUGAGACUGGAGAUCUCAAAUCAAUUUUUACUGGAAAUAAAGUAUUUAAUUCUGUCAGCUACUCACCACUGUGUCAUCGCCUGGCAUCCGGAAGCACCGAUAGACACAUUAGACUAUGGGAUCCCCGCAGCAAAGAUGGCUCCUUGGUUCUCCUGUCUCUGACAUCUCACACAGGCUGGGUGACAUCUGUGAAGUGGUCACCUACCCAUGAGCAUCAGCUGAUCUCUGGUUCUCUGGACAACAUUGUAAAGCUCUGGGACACAAGAAGUUGCAAAGCUCCUCUGUAUGAUUUGGCUGCCCAUGAAGACAAGGGUUUGUGUGUGGACUGGACAGAAGCAGGGUUGCUAUUGAGUGGAGGUGCAGACAACAAACUGUAUUGCUACAGAUACCCAGCUACAACUUCUGAUGUUGGAGCAUGAAGGGCAGCAGGCUGAAGACUUUUUUUUUUUU
This is a messenger RNA of Dryobates pubescens (Downy woodpecker), 973 nucleotides long. RefSeq names its product ribosome biogenesis protein WDR12-like. Gene Ontology annotation, biological process: maturation of LSU-rRNA from tricistronic rRNA transcript (SSU-rRNA, 5.8S rRNA, LSU-rRNA); maturation of 5.8S rRNA from tricistronic rRNA transcript (SSU-rRNA, 5.8S rRNA, LSU-rRNA). Gene Ontology annotation, molecular function: protein binding. The record is from RefSeq and is a predicted model, not a curated record. Gene Ontology annotation, cellular component: preribosome, large subunit precursor; PeBoW complex. Lineage: Eukaryota; Metazoa; Chordata; Aves; Piciformes; Picidae.